UAUUUGGCAGGCCACCGGCUCCUCCUCCGCUGGAACCGGGAAGAAGUCGGUAAAUCUGAGUCCGGCGGCUCGACGCGGUGAAACCCGAGCAGGUUCCUUCAGAAGGUCUACAGAGAAGAAUGCUGCCAGACUGGAUGCUCCAGCUGAGCUCCAGAUGUUAGAGAUGUCGGCAUCUGCAGGACGUUCCUCCGUCUCCUCCAUCUCCUCCGUCUCUCUGGUGGAGGUCAAAGCUGAGACUCACCUGGUUCUUCAGGCGUUCCUCCAUCGGACGCUUUCUGUCCCCCCAAGAGAACGACCUGGCCGGGUGGGCGGAGCCUACAAUGAUUACCACAAGUACAGCUACAAACCACAACUACGAGCAAAGGAUGAGAGGGAUUCUCAGGCUGAAGACAUCAGCUCAGCAGAUGAGAAGAAGAUUGGAUUUAAGGACCUCAUCAAGCAGCUUCCUCGUAGAAACAUCGCACGGCGUUCUGCCAAAGACCACAGAGACAACAAGGCCAAAGCAGAGGAUGACGUCAUAUCUCCAUCAUCUUCAUCUGAAGAAGAAGAUGGUGAGAAGAAACCACAGAAGAAGCUGAACCACCGGAUUAGAAAAAGGCUCUCCAAGUUCUUCAAGUUAAAGUUGGAGAAGGAGAAGACCAAAGAGGAGAAUGUGUCUCAUCCUCAGAGACCUUUAACUUUACCGAUAGACAAAGAAGCAGAAGCUCCAGCAGACAUCAUCUCUCCCAACCAUCCUCCUGAGUUCUACAGUCAGGUAGCAGAGAAGCUGGACCAGAUCGCCCAGAAGUCCACCAGCAUCAAGAGACCGAGUCCUGCAGCUCCAUCACUACCAGCAGUCUGUGAUAAAGAGCUGGUGGUGCAGCAGCUGGUUCAGGUUCUUUCUCUGGAGGGAGAUUCUAUCAACACUAAGAUCGAGUCGGACCCCUUCCUGCGCUCCAGCCUGGCUCGUCUUUCUUACCCAUCGUUUGCCAAACUUCUGGACACUUUCAGCAGCACCGAGGUGUCGGAGGCUCCACCGCUGCCGCCCACCGCUAGUCCAACGCUGCGCCGCAUGGCAGUCAGCAUGGAGGUGUCCCGGCGGAUCGUAACGGCCACCGGAACCCAGCGAAUGCAGGGAUAUGCUGAGUGCUACAUGGAGAACUUUGCCCCGUGGGUGAAGAAACACGGAGGAUGGGAGAACGUGGUGGUUCUGGAGGAGCCUUUAGAGUACGACUGACCGGUUUAUUCAAGCUGAAGAGAACCGCUGAAACGUGAAGACAGAACAGAAUGUUCCUCUCAUCUGGACUGACAUUCUAGAAGGUUCUUUGAUUUUUAUGAAUCUGGGCAUCAGAGGAUCCUUGGACUUGGACUUUGUUUUACAGAAGAAGCUAUUUGUUGUUGUGUAAGUUAUUUUAGAUCCGGUUCUACCUGUGUUCUCUGUUUCAUCUCUGGUUCCUUCCAGUGAAUGGUUCCACCGGGUCCAGCUGUGGUUCGGUUCAGUAAUUCCAGUAAACUGCGGUGCUCAAAUCAGAACACUGGUAUUAAAACAGUGAAAGUUUAAAUCCUUCACUGCUUUCCCUCCUGGCUUUAAGAUGUUGUAAACUAAACCCAAUAUUUAUGGCAGAUUGUUCUGUGGUCCAGUUUGCUGACUGGAUUUUAAACUUUGGGUUCUUUAAACUGUUGACCGCUGAUGUUUAAACAUGUCAGUUCUUCUUCUACUGCUGCAUUCGGUACCAUCCUGCCAUGUUUUUAAGCUGUUGAGUUGUUGUAGACCUGAUCUGUCUGAUCAUCUGAGCCACCAGAACUCCAUCUUCUAUCAGUAUCGCCUCCAUCGGCACGUCAUUGGUACAACAUGAACAAUAAACACUAAUUUUAAGAA
Amphiprion ocellaris (clown anemonefish) is the source of this 1858-nucleotide messenger RNA. RefSeq names its product BCL2 like 12 (gene bcl2l12). Bases 155 to 1216 code for a protein of 353 amino acids. The transcript has 9 exons. The record is from RefSeq and is a predicted model, not a curated record. Lineage: Eukaryota; Metazoa; Chordata; Actinopteri; Pomacentridae.